Messenger RNA from Trypanosoma theileri, 402 nucleotides. RefSeq lists its product as uncharacterized. The record is from RefSeq and is a predicted model, not a curated record. Gene Ontology annotation, molecular function: metalloendopeptidase activity. Gene Ontology annotation, cellular component: membrane. Gene Ontology annotation, biological process: proteolysis; cell adhesion. The transcript has a single exon. Lineage: Eukaryota; Euglenozoa; Kinetoplastea; Trypanosomatida; Trypanosomatidae. The annotation marks the transcript as partial.
AUGCGUUGUCUCUUGUGCACUGCGCUGCUCUUGCUGUGUUGUGCCUACGGGUGCAUUGCAGCUGUUGUGCAGCCGCUACCGCAGAGAGGACAGGGUCCCUGGGAUACGUACACCCUCUCUGUUCCUGGUGCUGAUACUGAUGUACCUAAGAAGGUUGAAGAGAAUUGGCAACCCAUUCGCAUUGCUGUUUCCUCACAUGGUGUUGCUUGGACCGUAAACCACUGUCUCUACAAAAAAGCCGGUGCACGUUGGCGCUACGCCCUUAACGACCCACAUUUUGACAAGGUUGUCUGUUAUCGACGUGAUGGAAUGACUCUCGAGAAAGCCAAUCUUUUCUUGAAUAAGAUUCUCCCUGCUGCUAUCAGCUUGCAUGCCGAACGUCUCAAGGUCAAGCGUGAGAGU